Molecule: messenger RNA, 1929 nt
Organism: Symbiodinium sp. CCMP2456
Lineage: Eukaryota; Dinophyceae; Suessiales; Symbiodiniaceae
Source: the annotation of a GenBank genome assembly
AUGAGACUGCUUGGGUUGCUCCUCCUGCCUGUCUUCAAUGUGGCCGUGAAAUUUCAAGCGAGUCCUGUGACUCGAGUCGCGCGAUUACUGGAGCAGCUGAAGGACAGGGUUGUCAAGCAGGGCGAGGAUGAGGAGAAGCUCUGGCAAAAGAUGCAGUGCCACUGCAAGAAGUCUCUGAAAGACUUGGAGGGCGGGAUCACUCAGGAACAAUCCAGGCUCCCGGUCCUCCAGAGCGACCUGACGCAGAUGACGUCCCAGAAAGCACAGCUGGAAGCAGAGAAGGAGCAGGCCUCUGUGGACAAGUCCGAGGCACUGGCGGCCCUGAAGGGCGCCAGGGAGCUGAGGCAGAAAGACUCCAAGGACUAUGUCGCUUUGAAGGCCGAAGCCGAGAAAAGCAUUGCAGCGGUUGAGAAUGCUAUGGCUGCACUCGAGAAGGGGCUGGCAGGCAGUUUCCUGCAGACGACUGAUGCCGACGUGCUGCGCCAGAUGGUUUCCUCGGCCAACCUCAGGGUCUCUGACCGCGAUGCGCUGGCGAGCAUCUUUGCAGCGGAAGACGCCUCUGCCACCAGUCCGAGCAGCAGCAUGGUGGUGGGCACGCUGCAGUCGAUGAGGGACUCCAUGAAGGAGGACCAAGCUGCUGCAGAUGCACGUGAAAGUGAGGCCCAGCAGUCCUUUCUCGGCAUGGCCCGUGCGAAAACAGCAGAAAUGGCGACCCUGGACACCGAAAUUGAGGCCAAAACCACAAGGAUUGGCCAAAUCAGUGUGGACAUGGUCAACACGCAGUCAUCGAUUGAUGAUAGCAACAAGAAGGUCAAGGAGGAUUCGCAAUUCCUUGCCGACACGAAAGAGAGCUGCGCCCAGCAAGAGCAGGACUGGCAAAGUCGCACGACGACGCGCCAGGAGGAGCUGCAUGCCAUCGUGGAGACGCAGGAGCUUCUGGGAAACGAGGAGGCCCAGGGUAUCUUCGAGAAGGUGAUGCCGACAAAGCCAGGUCUGGCGCUUCUCCAGGUCUCCUCCACCUCAGCCAGUGAUGGCACCGGAAAGGCUUUGGACAGCUUGCAAGGUUCCCAAGACUCGCGGGUUGCACUGCUGGCGCUGGCUUUGCGAUCUGGCAAGAUCGAUUUCAAGAAGGUGCAAGCAAAGGUAUCUGAGAUGGUCAAAAUCCUGAGAAAGGAGCAGCGGGACGAGGAUAAGAAGCUGGACUGGUGCAAGGCCGAGAGCCGCAGCUCCGAAGAUAACCUGAGAAGCCUCAAAGAGGAGGCCGAGGACUUGUCCAAGAUCAGAGAUGAGGUGAAGACAGACAAGGUGCAGGUGGAGGAGGAGAUGAUGGCGAUGACAAAGAAGAUACAGGAGUUGGACGAGCAAGUAGCGGAGUCCAAGAAGCAGCGCCAGAAUGAAAACAAAGAGUACAAGCAGGCCAUAGCUGACAGCGUCCGGGCAUGUGACCUGCUGCAGCGGGCGAAGGAUCGGUUGAGCCGGUUCUACACCUCCACAGCUGCGAACGCCAAGGCCAAGGUCGCCCUGCUGGCGCAGCGCCGGCUUCGUCUCCAGAAGAUCGCUCUGGCAUCUCGCGCCAUUGAAGCUGCAGGAGCCGGCCUCCGUGUCGCCAGCGAGAAGGCGGAUGUUUGGCCGCCGGCUACGGGAUCUGAUGACGACAAGGUUCGUCAGGCACUAAAUGGCGACGAUCUCCAGCUUACGGAGGUUGCAGCUGCUCCGAAGGCCUCCUUGAAGGGCUUCUCGGGGUACAAGAAGCAGGAGUCAGGCUCCACAGUGACGGCCAUGCUGGACACCAUUGUGGAGGACCUUGGGAAGGAGCGCAAGGCAAUGGACAAGCAGGAGGUGGAUGCGCAGGUGGCAUAUGAGAAGUUAGCGGAGGACGCCCAGCACAGCCGCGAAGAGGCCACGCGCAGCCUCGCGGAGAAGUCUGGU